UCGGCGGCCUUUCCGCUUCGGGUUCAGAGUACAUUCGGAUUCUCGGUCGCGCAGUUGCGAUGGCUGACGACGCAGAGCGACUGUUUUCGGCGGAGGAAUGGCUUUCCUUCCCGCAGAUCGAGAAGAAUCGCUACGAGAAUAUCCUCAGAAACUACAAAAAGAUGAAGGACUUUGGAUUGGACCCCAGCCUCCCGGAGUUCGUCGUGCGACAACAGAGGAAGCAACGCAACGGGUUCGUCGCGUCCACAGCCAGGCCGCCUCGAGUCGGCGUGGACGACGAGGACGACGAGUGGACGCCCGAGAAGGAGAGGACGCCUGGCAGAUAUGCGAGCAAAAGUGGAAGCGUGGGCGGUGGCAGAAGAGGCGGUCGUAAGAGGAAGGCAGAGUGGAGCGCUCCAGCUUCGGCCAGAAGGUGUGAGAACUACGAUGAUGCGCCGCUCAGUGUAGACCAAAUAGAUGUUAUUCCGCUGUGGACUCCAGCCAAGUUGGCGGCAGCUGCAAAGGGCACGGUCAAGGUAGUGCCAACAACAGCCGACAGGCCAAGUGGAGAUUCCGCUGAGGAAAAUGUUAAGCCAGAGGACAAGGGGACCUUUUCCGGUCCCAUGUCACAGGUGGCAACGGGCACAGAGAUGGUGACAGUGGAGGAGCUUCCAGUUGAGUCUAAAACACUUGAUGGUGUAAGAUCAGAUGACGAGGCUCGGGGAAAAAGCUGUCUUCCGGGGGAAAAUUCCACGAUGCGGUACCCAAAACGUUGCAGCAGAAGAAAACUGUUUUAUGAAGAAAGCAUUACUAAAGAUGACGAUUUUAUUUAUUGCGCAGACUGUGAAGAAGAGAAAGAGGGAGAGUGUCCGUAUCAUCCAUUGUUCCUUAUUUUGGAUAACCCCGUCGUUCGAGACGGCAGUGAGAAAGAUCGUGCUCGCCUCACAGCCCCUUGGCCCCUCACUGUCCACGACUCGAAAGUGAAGGGCGCAGGAAAAGGCGUGUGGACCAAUGCUCAUCUCCCAGCCCAUCUUGUCUUUGGUCCCUAUGAGGGCCGUGUCCUACGUGGCCAUCCGGAAGACGGCAAAGAAUCUGGCUAUGGCUGGAAGAUUCGAGGUGUUGGGACAAGCAAUACGUGCAUUGAUGCUGUAGACAGUGCAGUUAGUAACUGGAUGCGUUACGUCAACUGUUCAAGGACUGAAGCUGAGACCAAUCUAUCCGCAUUUCAGUACAAGGGACAGAUCUACUACAAGACAGAUUCUACAAUUAGCAGGGGAAGCGAGCUGAUGUGCUGGUACGGAGACGAUUACGGGAAGGAUCUGGGUCUGUCGAGAGAGCCGUCCAAGUGGAAGCCUCCGAAGAGAGAUGUAAAAGAUCGACAGUGCAAAUGGUGUGGCUUAGUAUUCAGCUCGAAAGAUUAUUUAACGGGUCACCUAAAAAUGUGCAGAAAGCGUGUUCGCAAUGACACGCUGCUUACAUGCUCCACGCGAUUAACCAGCAGCAGUAAUGGCUCAACCAAGCAAGAAGAGGCAACGCAGUCCCCGAAAAACGCUUCUCUUCAGACGCUGCGUUCGCCAGCAUCCGAUGAACAUAGUGCAGAGUGUUGGGAGUCUGAUUACAAGGGUGGAUCUGUUGACAUCCUAAAGCAACAUAUGCUAAUAGACGGUGGAAAAAAUCUGUUUGAGUGUUCUGAAAGUGGGAAACGAUUUGCUGACAGUGGUAAGUUGAGGGAAACCGAAGGAAUUCUGUCGGGAGAAAAGACAUUCGAGUGUUCCGAGUGCGGGAAAAGGUUUAAUCAAAGAGGUUCUCUGAAGACACGCCAGAGGAUUCACUCAGGAGAAAAACCGUUCGAGUGUUCCGAGUGCGGGAAAAGGUUUAAUCAAAGUGGUUAUCUGAAGACACACCAGAGGAUUCACUCAGGAGAAAAACCGUUCGAGUGUUCCGAGUGCGGGAAAAGGUUUAAUCGAAGUGGUUAUCUGAAGACACACCAGAGGAUUCACUCAGGAGAAAAACCGUUCGAGUGUUCCCAGUGCGGGAAAAGGUUUAAUCGAAGUAGUCAUUUGAAGACACACCAGAGGAUUCACUCAGGAGAAAAACCGUUCGAGUGUUCCGAGUGCGGGGAAAGGUUUAAUCAAAGUGGUUAUCUGAAGACACACCAGAUGAUUCACUCAGGAGAAAAACCGUUCGAGUGUUCCGAGUGCGGGAAAAGGUUUAAUCGGAGAGGUUCUCUGAAGACACACCAGAGGAUUCACUCAGGAGAAAAACCGUUCGAGUGUUCCGAGUGCGGGAAAAGGUUUAAUCGAAGUGGUUAUCUGAAGACACACCAGAGGAUUCACUCAGGAGAAAAACCGUUCGAGUGUUCCCAGUGCGGGAAAAGGUUUAAUCGAAGUAGUCAUUUGAAGAGACACCAGAGGAUUCACUCAGGAGAAAAACCGUUCGAGUGUUCCGAGUGCGGGGAAAGGUUUAAUCAAAGUGGUUAUCUGAAGACACACCAGAUGAUUCACUCAGGAGAAAAACCGUUCGAGUGUUCCGAGUGCGGGAAAAGGUUUAAUCGGAGAGGUUCUCUGAAGACACACCAGAUGAUUCACUCAGGAGAAAAACCGUUCGAGUGUUCCGAGUGCGGGAAAAGGUUUAAUCGGAGAGGUUCUCUGAAGACACACCAGAGGAUUCACUCAGGAGAAAAACCGUUCAAGUGUUCCGAGUGCGGGGAAAGGUUUAAUCAAAGUGGUCAUCUGAAGACACACCAGAGGAUUCACUCAGGAGAAAAACCGAGUGCGGGGAAUGAUUUAAUCAAAGGGUACGCCUAAGAAACCUCAAAAGAGCCAGAUAGUGCUCUCAUUUGUGUACAUUUUUCUUAUUCUGUCAGACAGAUAUAUAAUAGGACAUGGAAAUAUUUUGGAUAAUGUCUUUUGAAUAACGCAAGGUGACAAGUUCAUGUUAUAUGUUACAUACACCAAAUAAAAG
This is a messenger RNA of Penaeus chinensis, 2943 nucleotides long. Its product is annotated as zinc finger protein 724-like. Gene Ontology annotation, biological process: regulation of transcription by RNA polymerase II. The record is from RefSeq and is a predicted model, not a curated record. Gene Ontology annotation, molecular function: DNA-binding transcription factor activity, RNA polymerase II-specific; histone methyltransferase activity; protein binding. The transcript is spliced from 9 exons. Lineage: Eukaryota; Metazoa; Arthropoda; Malacostraca; Decapoda; Penaeidae. The coding region runs from base 60 to 2786 and encodes 908 amino acids.